AUGGCUGCUGUUGUUAGAAUAUUUGACUGUAUUGCCGAAGGAAAUUUCGACCGCCAUUUUCGCUGGGCAAGCGUGCAAAAGGAAAUUACGGAUGUGGUUCCAUUGGCAAAAGAGCCUUUGGCGUUCGGUAAUGUACGACGUGCAAUUUUGAAAUCCGGUGAAGACACGGUAAAGGAUAUAUGCCGUCUUAUGACAGAGUUUGGCAAAAUUUUCCCUAACCACAUUGCCAAAUGCUUGACUCCGUUUGGAAAUGUGCUUACAUUCCCGUUUAUAUUUAUUAUGCUCGACAGGAGAUAUCCUUUGCUUUUAUCUUCAGUCAAUCAAGGGACAUUAUCAUAUGAAGAAGCCCAGAAAAUCAAACAAGCAGCAGUUAUACUGUUUCAAAGGUUAAUUGAAAUAUUGAGAGUAAAGCUGCAACUGCUUACCAGAAGAUU
Messenger RNA from Paraglomus occultum, 434 nucleotides. The record is from the annotation of a GenBank genome assembly. Lineage: Eukaryota; Fungi; Glomeromycota; Glomeromycetes; Paraglomerales; Paraglomeraceae.